AGUAUCGUUCAUAUAGUGUAACAGGAUAUAUGUUGAAUCCAACAUGGCGGAUAAAUAGGUAAAGUAACCCCACAAUUAGUCUAAUUUGUUUCAUCUCUUUGAGACGACGCAUGAAAUAUGCAGUGUGCAUUGUUCCUGCAAACCAUGGUUGAUUAUUUUGGAAAGGAUAACGACUUCCUUCCAGUUCAGAUGAAAAGGAGAAAGCCAUGGAGAAAAGUGCUCUAUGAAGACCAAGGUGUUCCGGACAAUUAUGUAGACAAGUCGUUUCUUGAUGAAAUGAGAAAAAAUCUAAAUACAAGAACUUACCAGUUCUGGUCAGUGGUUUCAGAGUCUGGAACAGUGUCACAACAGCUAAGCAGUGUUUGCAUAUUUGUGACAGCUUUUGUGUACAUGGACUUUGGUUACUUGUCACCCUCUUUGCUGUUUGUGGCUUCUUCUCUGUUGACACUGGCAGGAUGUGUUCUUUUUGAUCUUUUGGAUGGAGGGGCAUUAAGAUCUGAAUCAAAAAGAACUAGAGUAGAUGAUGUUAAAAGUUGUAUUGUGGUGCUUAGCUCUGUGUAUGUGCUAUCCCCAGUUUUAAAAACCUUAACUGAUACUAUUAGCACGGACACCAUCUAUGCCAUGACGACCUUCAUGCUUGGGAUGAACCUUCUUCUGUAUGAUUAUGGAACACGUGCUGCGAUAGUUUCAAGGUCUGCCUCCCUAAAUGCCUCCAUCUUUGCUUCUGUAUGUUUGGCGUCCCGUCUCCCCUCAUCCUGGCAUGUCUUUGCCACUGUCACAUUUGCUAUGCAGUUGUUUGCUUUGUUUCCAUCACUGAGAAGACAGCUCAAGAUGCAGCUACCAUCAAGUCAUGUUCUAGUGACCUGGACUCUGGUUUUAAUUGCUGUUGCAAUGCUAUGGCCACUUUCCCAACUGUUUGCAUUGUUGCUGGCUCUUGUUCACCUAGCAAUAACAUUUUUUUGUCCAUUCUGGCUAAUUCAAUUGCAACGAUUCAAAAACAAUAUACAUGGUCCAUGGGAUGAAGCUGUCAUUGAAGAAGAGCUUGAAGCAAAGCAGAAAUAACAACAGUCAAAGAUCCAUAGGUUAUCGUAUUCUCCAGACAGGCAUAUAUAUAUGGAUUGUGGCAAUUAAUACCAUCCUAACUGUCAUUUCAAUGAGACAGCUAGAAACACCCCAUCUGAAAUUUAACAUAAGCCUGCCUCCCAUAAUUGUUUGGAUGUGAGCCAGGUAAACUUUUGCUUUGACCCAGUGGA
Stylophora pistillata is the source of this 1253-nucleotide messenger RNA. Its product is annotated as phosphatidylinositol N-acetylglucosaminyltransferase subunit C. Gene Ontology annotation, cellular component: membrane; glycosylphosphatidylinositol-N-acetylglucosaminyltransferase (GPI-GnT) complex. Gene Ontology annotation, biological process: GPI anchor biosynthetic process. The record is from RefSeq and is a predicted model, not a curated record. NCBI's taxonomy places the organism in Eukaryota, Metazoa, Cnidaria, Anthozoa, Scleractinia, Pocilloporidae.